Messenger RNA from Cheilinus undulatus (humphead wrasse), 8167 nucleotides. RefSeq names its product ankyrin repeat domain-containing protein 26 (gene aard). Gene Ontology annotation, molecular function: protein binding. The transcript has 44 exons. The record is from RefSeq and is a predicted model, not a curated record. Bases 235 to 7410 code for a protein of 2391 amino acids. NCBI's taxonomy places the organism in Eukaryota, Metazoa, Chordata, Actinopteri, Labriformes, Labridae.
AUACAAACAACCCCAAGCGACGUUAGUAAGCGGGGACUUAAUUUUCAUCGUCUAUUAUAUCAAAUGUUGGAUGCUAAUGUGCUGCUUACGUUCUCUGUUACCCUACGGAUCUAAAUAACCUUGUAAAGGACGUCCUGUUAUAAGGGAUGGAAGAGCCGCCUGUGGUGAUCCUCCAGCAACAGACGACUGUCAGGUGGUGACGAUGCAAAAAGCAAUGCUGUUCUGCCUCGUACAAUGAAGAAGAUAUUCAGCUUUACCAAGAAAAAGAAACACCCGUCCGGUACCCCUGACAGUGGGAGUGUGCUUUCCGUGGGUUAUGAACUAAAAGACAAGGACCUCGGGAAAGUUCACAAGGCAGCCUCAGUGGGAGAUUUGGCAAAGUUGAAGCAGCUCGCUAAAAAGAAUGACAUCAAUCAGCUUGAUAAGGAAAACAGGACCGCACUUCAUAUUGCCUGCGCCAGUGGACAUGUUGAGGUGGUGCAAUACCUUGUUGAAAGCAAAGCCAAGCUUAACCUUUGUGACAAUCAAAACAGAUCCGCCUUGAUGAAGGCAGUGCAAGGCCAGCAUGAACGCUGUAUGAGCAUACUGCUGGAGAAUCAUGCUGAGCCUAAUCUGGUGGAUAUCAAUGGCAAUACAGCCCUACAUCUGGCAGCAAACAUUCCAUCAAUUUCCACUGCUGUCCUGCUGCUGGAGCAUGAGGCUGCAAUCAACGCACAAAAUAAGGAGGGGUUUGCACCAUUGUCUGUGGCAGUCCGUGAGGAUCACAUUGAGAUGGCUGAGUUUCUCUUGAAGGAGGGUGCUGAUGUGAAUUUGAUUGGCCAAGACCAAAGGACGCCAUUAAUGAUAGCUGCUGGUAAUGGACAGAUUGGUAUGUUGCGGCUGCUGUUGCGGUAUGAUGCAGAUAUCACUCUGAAGGAUGCCAAAGGAUGGUCAGCUGAUGACUAUGCAGUGAUGAAUGGCCAUCAUCCAUGUUCCCUCCUGAUCAUUGAGCACAGCACCCAAAGGAAUGAUGGACCCUCCAUAUCAGCUCAAGGUCCAAGCAAAAAGAAGAAAAAAACCCUGCUAGGCAGUCCCUCCCAGGACAUUGAAGCAGGCUUCUCUUUGGGAGGACCGGCAACUGACAAAGAUGAUUUUGAAGACAAUUCUCAGUCAGAGUCACUAAGUCGAGUUUCAAAAAGUGCUGCAGAUGAAUGGCCUUCAACAGAUGAUGAUGAUGAGUCUGUUUUAGUCGAAAAGAAACCACAGAAGGUAAACUUAAGAAGAUUGAUUGCAUCGGAAAGAGAAGGAGCAUCUGCGCUGCCUGACAGAUCCUUGAGUGGUACAGAGUCAGAGCCAGAGAGUGAAAAUAGGGUCCAGAGAAUCCCAUCCCUCCCUCAGGCUUUACCAUCAAGCAAAGCUCCACAGCACCCAGUAGAUCCCUCUCCUGUUUCCUUCCUUUCCAAAACACCCCAGAUGACUUCUACCCCUCUUCCAAGCUAUAGAAAGAAAGAAGAGUCUACUGAGGAUGAGGAUGAGAGAGAACAUGAGAUGGGGGAUGAUGAUGAGGAGGAGGAAGGAGACAUAUCAGAUGAAAAUCAACUUGAAGAAAGUGGAGAGUCCCUUGAAGCCACCGUGCCUGUGCCUGAGACAGAAAGUUCUACAAAUAAAAAGAGAGAUUUCCUUUCUGAGCUCGGUCUAGAGAAGGAGGAAGAAGAGCCGGAUUCCUGGGACUCUGAGUCCCGUUCUGAAAGCCCCGAAAAGCCACAUGAAGGGAAACAAAAACUGCUUUCUCAGGAUCAAGAAAUAAUGUCUCCUGUUAAGGACGGAAGUAAUGAAAACUUUUUUUAUGUUCCCUCUUUUGUAAGAGGGAGAAGAGACAAAAUGAUGGCAGAUCUAGAACCUUGGAGGAGUAUAGGCAGGCAAAAAGGCAGCCAGGGAGAGGUUGCAAAUUACAAAGAUGAUGAUAAUAGAGGGGAAGAGGAGGGGGUUGAUCAGGAUUGUACCCCACAGAAAGAGACUGAGAAACCCAAAUGGGAACCACUUAAUGUUCUGAGCAAAAUUCAAGGAGAAAAAGAGCAAACAGAUCUCAUGGAGGAGCUUGGUCUAGGAGAUGUUGAUGAUCUUGAAGAUGCAUCAGACUGGGAUUCAGCCAGUACCACCAGUAAGAGAACACUUCCUGGUCGCAGAAUGCCCUCCCCUGGCAUUGAGGAGUUCCCAGAGUGCUCCAAUCCACCAGUUAAAGAGGAGGACGAAGAUGUGGCUCCAGAAGCACCACUGACGCCACAGAGAAGCAUCAACUCCAAAGAAAUACCACAACCAGGGCCCCAUCCCCAGCCUCGGGCUAGGAAAAUGGUGCUUCAAAAACCAGAGAGUGAAGAAGAAUCAGAUUGGGAGCCCGACAACAUGGCAUCUUCCAGCAAAAUUAAUAAAGUUGACAGUCAGAGCAUUUCUGAGCUUCAGGUCACUGUAACACCAGGUUCCCCUGAGUUCUUGCCAAUGGUCAGUGACAGAAAAAAUUAUGGAGACUCUGACCAUCAGCAACAAAAGGAGAAAGAAAGAUCCUUAGAUACUCCUCAGCUAGAUCUAGACAGCCCAAGCACACCAGGCUAUACAGGCUGUGACAGUGAAGAAAAGGAUUAUGACUGUAAAAAUCGACACAGUCCUGAAGAAAGUGAAAAAGCCAGUGAAGAAAUCCCAUGGGAGAAACGUUAUGAGAAGCUCUGGGUAGAGGUGGAGAAAAGGGAGGUAAAAUCCACUUUCAAGAAUGUAGCUUGUGAAUUAAAAGAGAAGUUUGGGGAACUGCUCAAAUCAAGAGUUCCAGCAGAAGAAAUCAUAGAAGAUGAGCAGGGAACAGCUGACUCUUCUUCAAGUGAUGAAGAAGAAGAGGAAACGUUUGUACGUCCAACAGCCAGAGCAAGGAGUACAGUCCUCCUCACCAUCCCAGAGCAGAGGGAGUCUGGACUGGAGGACUCGGUGACUGAAUCCCCUGACAGGUCAGCAUGUGAUGACAGGAUGAAGGUCUGUGAGCGUCCUGCUAGUGAGAGCAGCAUGUAUCAUGAGCAAGAUCUUCUCACUGAUGAUGCUCCUGAGAAGAGCAGGUCUCCUUCACCAAGAAUAACCACAGCCCCAAGAAACAGCUUUGAUAAUGCUCCUGAAGUUUUAUCUGAUGGACACAACACACCCACAUCUCAUGUUGACCAUCACAAAUACUUAAAAGAAGAGGCCAAACUGGUGCGGAUCCAAAACACAGAUCUUCACCAUGUCAGUAAAGACACCAGCGCUCGUUGUGAAGAAGAGCACAAGAACAAUACAAGUCCAGGAGAGGAUCCAGAGGAAUUCCCUGAAUCCCAUAACCCAUCUCUGUGCAAGCUUUCAGCAUCAUUCCCAGGAGUUUCUGAUGAAGAACUCGAGGAGGACAUGGAAAGGUUUAAACAUGAGGUAGGGAUGCUGAAAGUUGUCUUCCUGGAUUUGGAGAAAGAAAAGGCCCAACUCCAGAAAGAGGCAGUCCAAGAGACAACAAAGACUACAAUGGACGUGCAAAAAUCCAAAACUUGCCUGCAUACUGGUGAAGUGGCUUUGGAAGAAGUAGUGAGUACUGAGAAACCCGAGAGCAGGUUGGGAUCCCUGUCAAGUCAAGCUGGAGCAAUUCCCCAGCAGCAGCAGUCUGGAGCUAACCAGAGCACCAGCGAGGCACCAGUGCAAUUGCAUCUUCAACUCCAGCAGACCCACAGUAGCAACAAACAAGAGGAGACCCAACAGCUGGAGCUGGUCCGAGGGGCCCAGCGCAGCAGAGCCCCUCAGACCAAUGCCCGUAUUAAUGGAGAUCCUCUUUCAGUGUUUGAUGAUAGCACUUUAAGUGAUGUGUCCGACGAUGAAGGAAGGUUGGCAACCAGUGGGCAACAGAAAAAUGAGAACCCAGAGGAAGUGGAAAUGGCUGAAGACUUUGAUGAACUUACUCAGUCAUCAGACACAGCAACAGAAGAUGUGGACUCUCCUACUUCAGGCUAUCGUCACGCAUCACUCCUAAUUCAGAAGCUCGACUCAGCCAGUUUUGAUUCAAGAAGCAUGGUAAAGCUGCAGAACAUUUUCCAUGAAUAUGAGCGCUCUAUCCAAAAAGCCAAGAGUCGGCAUGGUUACCUGACCGACAAAGUGAGCCAGCUGGAAAUGGAGAAGGUGGAGUUAAAGAGCUCUCUUGAGGAAAUUAAAGAUAUGAAGUCUGCUCUGGAGCGCAACCAGUUGGAACUGCAGACUGAAGUCACAAACGUCAAAUUUCAGUUGAAACAGGAGCAGGAAAAUCGCCGCAAUGCCACCAUGAUGUACAACACUACCAAAGAUAAGCUGAGGAGGACGGAGGAGCAGCAUCAGAUAGAGGUUCAAGAGAGGCAGAAGGUGGAACUCACCCUCAGGAAUCUGGAGCUGGAGAUGAGAACACUAGUCAACAACAUGAAACAGCUUGAAGAGGACCACAAUGAGACCCAGAGACUGCUGGCCCAGGAGCGCAGCGCUCGGACAUUGCAGGAGAAUCUGCUCAACAGUCAUCUCCGUAAGCAGCAGGAGAUCGAGGAUGAGAACAAAAGAAACAUAAGCAAAAGCAACGAGGCCCUCUCUCAGCUCACUGAGGCCAGUGACAGGGAGAGGGAGCUGGUGCAGCAAACUGCUACCUUACAGGAGCAGCUGACGAUCCUGAGAACAGAGCUUGAGCACUCACAGGCCAACAGCAGUCUCAAAGAGAGCCACCUUUUAGAAGAGAACGAGACCCUAAAGGAACAGCUGGAAGAUGCUCGAAGGGAUCUCAAACUGAACGGGGAAGCCCUGACACAAACUGUCUUCAACUGCAAUAACCAAGUGACCGCCCUGAAGUCUGAGUUAGCCAUGACAGUGACCCGCUUUGAAAAUGAGCGACAGAGUCGAGAAACAUUAGAGACAGAGGUUGAGUCUACUCGUAGCCGUCUGGCUGGAGCUGUAAAGGAGGCAGAGCUUUGUCUAGCAUCUCACACAGACACAGAGAGAGCUCUGCUCCGGGAGAAAGAGGAACACCAGCGUCUUAAAGACAAACUCUCAGGUGAUGCUACGACUCAUCGUGAAGCAGUUAGCAGCCUUUCCCAGAAGCUGGCCAAGGCAGAGGCUCGUGCAAACAGCAUGGAGAAUGAAGUGCACCGGGUCACCCUGCAGCUGACAGAGAAAGGCCUCCUGCUGGACGUCUUACAGCGAGAGAAGGACCAGGCAGCCGCACAGAUCAAAGAGCUGGAAAAGACUCUACGGGCCGAGAAAGAGCUGGUCAGCCGUGCUGGAGCACGCCAGGAGGCCACACAGGAGCGGCUAGUCCAAGCCCAAAGUGAGGGAAUGUUAUUACGGCAGCAGCUUGAGGAGGCCCAAAACAAAGGAAAUGCAAAGGACCGUGCUGUUACAGAUGCUCAAGAGCGCUUUAGUGAUAUUCUGUCCAAGCUGCGUUCUGACUGUGAAGAGAGAGUACAGCUAGUGGAGGAGAGAAACAAGGAGCUGUCCAGUAAGGCUGCCGAUCUCCGAGAUCAGAUCUACAAGUUAGAAGAAGAGAAGAGCGAAAGAGAGACAAAUCUGAGGCAGCUGCAGCAAGAGCUGGCUGACUCACUUAAGAAGCUGUCAAUGAGUGAGGCUUCUCUGGAGGUCAACACACGCUACCGCAGUGACCUGGAGGAGGAGAAGACUCGGCUCCUCAAAGACAUGGACCGGCUCAAAGGAAAGCUGGAAGAAAGUGAAGACCAGUAUGUCCAGGCUGAGAGACGCAUUAACAGUCUGAAGAGCAGUCUGGAUGAAAGGGAAAAGGAACUCUGCACCGCCGCUCAGAAACUGCAGGAGGUGCUGUCUACCUCAGCAGCUUCUGAUUCCACAAUCAAACAGCUGGAGGAGGCUGUGCAAAGGCUGGAGAUUGAGAAUGCCAGGCUAGAGGCUGCUGCAAAGCAACAGUCCAACAAGAUUGAUGCACUUCAGAAAGGAGCUCAGGAAGCCGUCAGGCUAUCUGACUGCUCACCGGAAGGAGGGGUCAGAACUCAUUUGGAGGAUUUGGUUACAAACCUCCAAAGCAGUAAGAUGACUUUGGAGGACCAACUCAGUAGGGAGGUCCAGAAGCAGAGCAUGUUGUCUCACACAGCCCAGGACUCACAGGCCUUAUGGGAGGAGGAGCUGAAGAGCCGCUCUAAGUUGGGACUGCGUUUGGCAGAGCUGGAAAAAGAGAAAGGAGAACUGAGCACCCAGAUGGAAAUAGAAAAGAAGAAAGCCAAGAAAAUAGCAGAACAGAAGAAGGCUAUAGACGACCGUCUGGAUCAGGAGAUGAAGAGAAACUCAGAUCUUCAAAAAGAAAUGUACAGGUUGCGUACUUUAUUGAAGACUGCAAAGAAGAAACUGCGGGAUCAGGACACAGGUGGAGCAGAAUUUGGCUCUCCCAUGAGCAGUCUACGACUGGACCAAGGCAGAUACAGCCAAGCUGAGGGGCGAAUGAAAGAGAAGGUGGAGGAUCUGCAGGUGCAGCUAGAGAAAGAAGUGUCUCGACGCAGCCAACUGGAGAGGAUGAACGGGGAGCUUAAGGAUCAGCUGGCCUCCAUGAGAAGCUUGAGCCACAGUAACGACCAGCAGGAGAGGAGUAAGAGGCAGUUGGAGGAGGAGGUACUGGAACUAAGGCGCCGAAUGGAAGCCGCUCAGAUGGAGCAGAGCCAGAUGGACCAGUACCGCCGAGACAUAGAGGAGAGGGCCCGUCAGGAGGUUACACAGAAACUGGAACAGGUCAACCUCUUCCUGCAGUCUCAGGCAGCAUCACAAGAGGCAUUGGAUCAAAUAAAAGCAGCCAAUGAGGCAAACCUGCGCACCCAGCUGGAGCAGAAGGUCCGGGAGCUGGAAGGGGAGCUGGGCAGGGCCCGCACCACCCACCACGACAGCCUCAAUCAAAGAGAUUCAACACGAACAGAGCUCGAGCGAUACCGCCAGCUAUACGCGGAGGAGCUGCGACUCCGCAAGUCACUGUCUGCCAAACUGGAGAGGGCCAACAGUCGUCUAGCAGAAGCCAAUUCGAAGCUGCUCAACGAGCGCAGCAGGUCUCUGAUCACCAGCAGCAUUGCAAACGGUAGCCUUGCAGGGCCUUCGCUGGACGUAGGUUCUUUGGGUUCACCUGCACACUAUGGGACCUCACUGGGGCCCCUCAACAGGAGCCUCGGCCUGGGACUGUCCCUACUCAGCCCUGUGACUGAUGGACAGAAUAGUAGGGUGGAGGACUACCUAGCCAAGAUGCAGAGUGAGUUGGAUAGAAGCAUAUCGAAAGAAUUAAACAAUGCUACUGCAGAGCUGUACGUGACUUCAGCCCGCAUGUCAACAGCAGGCUCUGUCUCCAGGGCGGAGCUGGACCCCGUCAGCACGGCCACGCAGCAGUACUUGGAGGUACUCAAGAAGAACAAUAUGAUCUGAAUGCACAUCUGUAUUUCAGCCAUAAGACGAUAACAUUCAGAAGAAAUACGUUAAAUGCCACCCCAAGUCAAAGAAAGAAAGAGACUUUGUGCGUAUUUUCUCUGUUCUUUUAUAGAACAGCAAACACAAUGCACGUUGCACUUAACCACUCAGGAGCAAAGGGCAUGAGUCAUAUGUAUGUUCGUUAUCGAAGGGUACUGUUGGAGAGAACCUUGAAAGUAUUUGUUCCUUCUGACUUCUCUUGUUCAUUAAGUUGCUGUUUGUUUUCUAUUAGAACAAUAUAUGUACACAGAAAUGUGGUUUGGAUUUUAAUUUGUGCAUAUUGGUGUUGCUCAUUUGAAUUUCUAAGUAUUUAACGUCUGCAUCAUUAUUAAUGUUGCCAAGAUAUUACAUUUGGUACGUGCCAUCAAAUGGUGCAAUAUCUGUCUUGGUUUUAUCCUCAUUAGUUAUGAAUUAUUGUGUUUAUGAUUAUUUUAUUUAUUCAUUUUUUAUUGAACAUGAUAUACUUGAAUAAGACGAGCUGGAAUUCUCUCUGGCUAAUGAAACAGGGUGACUACAUUUGUACAACUUUCAUUUCAGCUUUGGUUGAUUUGUAGGGCCACCUUGAGUAAAAUAACCACUUAUUUUGUUUAUUUUGCUUUUUUAUUACUAUUAUUCACAGAUAAUAUUAUAGAUUUCAUAUAGGAAACACACAUGACGCCUGUAUAUAACAGAAGACUCUAAAGUUGUAAAUAAAACAGAAAAAAACUCUUAACUU